UGGCACCAACAACCGGCCUAUUGAAGGCGCUGAUGCUCAACUGAUUACGUUCCAAACUCUCACUAGUGGCUCCAAGAAGCUGUUAUGCAUGCAGCGGCCACACCCCGGUAAACCGCGUCGGUUCGCGGGCUAAACUAGUGAGGGGAGCCUGUCCUCGGCAGGUUAAGCUGUGGAACCCUCCCACUUCUAAUGCAUGAAGUUUAUUCCGGUGGGGAAGGCAACUCAACGCAGAUAUGUAUUAGAGCUUGGCGGACCCGGCGGGAUAACAAGGCAAUGUGGAUGGCCUAGGGCGAUGAUAGAGGGCAUAUAGGUAUCAUCGGCCAGACACAUCAUCUGAUCUCAUCUCCGGUCGUAUCGGUUCUCCGUUCCACUGGGUCAAGAUGGGUGAGGACGAGUGAGUGCACCUGCGUUUGCGCGUACGUUUGUGCACCGGAAUAUCUCCUGCGCACCUGACUGCUUCCGAAUUUGGACUCCGAGUAGUACUUAAAGACCUGUGGCGAUGGGCUGAAGUAGAGAGGUCUGGUCCGAUGCAGACUGGGCUUUGUCUGAGGCCUGCACACAGGCGGCUCCAGGGGUGUUGUAAAACAUCGUGGUCGUUUUCAUUCUGCACUGGGGGGGACAGAGUAGAUCCGGCAGCACCUGGAGCGACAAAGCAGCCCUGUUUAGGGAGGCACUGCUUUCCCUGCUCAGCCAGGGAGGGGGCUAGAAAAGGUGCCCUAAAAAAAUGCUCACCCCAAAUCGUUAGGAUGGUAGUAACCGUGGCUGCCUCCGCAUCUUUCAAUUCGCGGUCGACGUAACACGAAAACAAAGAAAGAAAUAACAUCACAUAUGAUUUUCGGAGCGUGGAACGUGCGUACGCUUCUGGAUCGUGAAUCUAAUGCCUGUCCUGAAAGGAAGACUGCAAUUGUUGCUCGGGAACUUCGUCGCUACAAUGUAGAUGUGGCUGCUCUCAGUGAAACACAUCUUGCAGAUGAAGGACAACUGGUGGAGCACGGAGGUGGGUACACCUUUUUCUGGAAGGGGCUAUCCUCUUCUGAACCUCGACGGUCAGGAGUAGGGUUCGCGAUCAAGAACCAGCUAGCUAAGCAAUUACGGGAGUGUCCAAUACACAUCUCGGACCGCGUUACGACGUUGCGCCUCCACCUGAAUGACCAAAAUUUCUUUAACGUCAUCAGUGUCUAUGCUCCUACGCUAGAUAAAUCUGAUGACGUCAAGGACCAAUUUUAUGAGGAACUUACACGUUGCCUCGAUUGCGUACCUCCCAUGGAGCAGAUAGUUCUACUGGGCGAUUUCAAUGCCAGAGUUGGUCGCGAUUUUGAAGCUUGGCCUGAAGUUUUGGGUAAACACGGCGUAGGUAACAUGAACAGCAACGGACAGCUGUUGCUUAGCCUUUGUGCGCAAUACCAUCUGGCGAUUAAGAACACUAUGUUCCGACUUCCAGCUAAGCACAAGAACACGUGGAUGCACCCUAGGUCCAAGCACUGGCAUCUAAUAGAUUACGCAAUCGUGCGGCAAAGAGACAUUUCCCAGGUCCAAGUCACCCGCGUAAUGCGGGGCGCUCACUGCUGGACCGACCACAGACUUGUAAUUGCGAAGCUGCGCCUUCGUCUCCGUCAUCCUCGUAGGAGUGAAAGAUCAAAGCCGGUAUGUAUUAACGUGGAUAGGCUCAAUGACCGCGAGGCCAGGAAGACAUAUGCUGAAGCCUUGAGUUCAAAAAUCAUGUCAGUAGACAUGAGCACGGGAGAUGUUGAUACUAUCCGGAGGACUGUGUCAUCUCACAUAUUAGACUCUGCUAAGUCCGUAUUGGGCAAAAGAGUCCGUAAGCAUGAGGACUGGUUUGAUGAAAGUGACACGGUCCUUACGGAAGCUAUUAGCAAACACCGUCGCCUUCUUCAGCAGCACAGUAGUGCUAACCAAGGUGGAAACGUUAUGGAGUUACGGCAGAGUAACAUAAGUCUGCGUAAACUUUCCAGGGAAAUAAAGGACAAAUGGUGGCAGGAUAAGGCUCGCCACAUGCAGUUGCUCGUGGAUACUAACCAGUUAGGGGAGUUUUACAGACCAAAAAGUGUGUCCACAUGA
Molecule: messenger RNA, 2079 nt
Organism: Cydia amplana
Lineage: Eukaryota; Metazoa; Arthropoda; Insecta; Lepidoptera; Tortricidae
Product: craniofacial development protein 2-like
Exons: 1
Coding region: 829-2079 (416 amino acids)
Biological process (GO): chromatin remodeling
Cellular component (GO): nucleus
Molecular function (GO): catalytic activity
Source: RefSeq, a predicted model, not a curated record